UUUCAGAAAAAGCAUACUUACAGCCACGUCUGAUUAACCAGGAAAAGGGGGUCUAAUUAUCUACACUGGAAUGACUUUUCAGAGGAUAAGCAGAUAUCAGGUCCUGUUACUCAUAUUGGAGUUUUUGACCCCAACACUCAAAAACACAAGGUCCUUUGGAUUUACAACCAAAAGGUGAAGAUUGUGUCAUGUACCCUUAACCGAGAGAGAACAUUACUGGGUUUUACCACGCUUACCCGCCAGGACAGUGAGACAGAAAGUCAAGGAAAGUCGAGGGAUGUCUAUCAAGCCUUCUUGGCUGAGCUGCAAUCUUCGGACACUAGAGUUUUCUCCCUUAAUCUGCAACGCUCUGCAUUUCUCAAAGUGCAGUUUUUGCACCCAGAUGUCAACAUCUCUUCAGGCAGUAAUACAUCUCGUGACUCACAUAUGCUUGUCUUUCUGCACAAGGAAUCCAUUGGACUGUAUCAAAUUCAUAUGGCCAGGAUAGGUGACAGAGGCAUAAUGAUGUCUGGACAGCCAGUCACAGAGCAGAUUGUGCGCAAGUUUGUGUGGAUGCAGUGGGAUGCGCAUCACCAGCGUCUUUACUAUGUGUACAAUGUCCGCCAUGAUAAUGCAAAGGCGGACACUGUCAAGCAGAGGCUCUCUACCAUCCAGUUUUAUGGUGGUGGUAAAUAUGACAAUAUGAUUGAUGUACCAAUAAAUUUUCCAUUUCCGCACAUUCGAUCAUCUACUAGAUCGAACUAUGCUGACAUUCCUCUCCAUCAGGGUAUCCCAGAUAUCUUGGUGAAUGCUGUGGUUCUGACCCAGAACAACGGCAAUUUCUGCUUCUGCUAUCAAGAAUACAUUCACAGAGUGGCACAGUCUUCCCAAACAACCCAGUCACAGGAUGAGAGUGAGUCUACAGACAUCAGCUAUCAUGUCUGCAUGGUGCAUCAUGCAAAGACACUUCAUGGGCGACCUACAGGACUUCCCAGACAUGCUAUGGUUGGAAAACGCAUUGUCUUCCACUGGUUUGGAGACUACUUGAUGGUUGCAUUGCCAGGUGUUUUUUGCCAUCUUUUAAAUGUGAGCCUGGAAUAUGAGCCAUGCCAUCAUAUUUUAUUGCACAACCAAAGUAUUCAUGAAGCAAGCAGGGCUCAUGUCACAGCUGGUUCAGCUGGACAGCUGCAACAUGACACAGUGGCGUCUUCAGACACCUCACAGCUAGUAGCAUCAGAUGGUGCUGCAGCUGCAAAAGCAGAAGAGUUUGUUGACACAAAAGAGUUCUCAGCCCAAGAACCUUCAUCCAAGCUUCAGCUUGAUUUGGCUUCAGCUUCGGAAGGAUCCUUUGGCCUCCUCCCAGGACCUUUACAGUGCCUUACACCUUCUUCACGACCUGCCACAGUUCAUGAUGAGUGGGUUAGCGAUGUGGUUUCCCUCUUAGACAAACAAUGCCUCAAGCUGUUUUCUGUUGUGUCAUCCUGCUAUGGCUUCUCACGUGAGACUGGUGUAUCAGGAACCUCUUUGUAUGAUUCCCAUACUGGUUUUUUGUGGCGCCUGGCUUUGAACCAAACCUUCCUCAUACAGUCCUUCAAGUCUGCUUACUGGCAAACACGGAUGGCCAUUAUCCAUUACCUCCUUAUGCUUCGAAACAGAGAUUACUUGAGCAUUAGGCAGGUGUUUGAAGUGUUGGCUGAAGACACCACAGAGCCUGAGCUGCACAUGUUUUUGGCAGAGUAUCUGGUUGCAUCAACAUUUAAUGCCAUGAGGAAACAAACUGAUAAGGAAACACUUCGGCUACUAAACUUCACAACAGCUGAUACAUUUCGGGGACAGUUUGAAAAGAAUGCUGCAGGAGAAAGAUUGGCACGAGUGUCCUACACUUCCCUUGACAGUGUCAACAUCAGCACCAAGGUGGCACAGGACCGACGACGUAGGCCGUCAGAAGACAGCUGGGAUCUACUUCGCAGGAGUCUGCGCUUGAAGCAGAUGCCACCCCCCUCACGAUUUUCUCAUGAUCAUGUGAUCAGAGCCAUGCAGGAGGUGGAUAGUAAUGGACAACACAGCAAAAAAUGGACCUGGGUCAGUCACCUAAUGGAUGAGCCCUUCUUGCAGUCUGUAAAACCUCCAAAUCCUGCUACAAUUAGGAGUGGAGCUACUUCAGGAGUUGAAACAGGAGCAACCAGACGCAGUCGUUCAGAAACUGCAUUUGGCUCUAUGCCACUUUUUCUUCAAGCCAGUGUCUCUCACAUGACAGAGAACAGAAAACUGGCAUCAAGUUUGACUGAACAGCUGUUACUGAGUCACCUGUUGCAUCACCUGAAGAAGGAAGCUCGCAUCAAGGCACAAAAUAUUGCAAAAGAAUAUAUUCUUUGUCAGGCCCAACAGUCACAUCAGCUUUGUCACCUUCUGUGGAGCAUAUAUAGUCAAGAUAACACCACUGCAAAUGAGACAUUUCUUCCUCUGUUGAACCAAGCUGGAACAGACAAUGAAUACAAGUUAUUUCAGGUUUUCGAAAGAUUCUUUCUUGCUACCCAGGAAAUUGUCUUUCCUCGCCCUUCAGGAUUCAUGAGUUACUUCACAGCUCUUGGCUUCAUCUGUUUAAAUCUCAGCCUUUUCCUGCAGUAUGUGGAUAGGGGUGUUCUUCAGCUGACACCAGACUUCAUCCUGAAGCUUCUAGAAGAUUUACCUGAUGGUCAAGGGAAUGAAAACAACAAUGCACAAAUAAAGUUCACCAUUAUCUCACGCUUGCCAAAGCCAUUUGCAGAGGACUGCUUCAGGUACUGGAACCAUCCUGUGUCGACCCAUUUUACAGCACGAGAACAGGUGGCUCAGCUAUUACAAGAAGGUGCAAGAGGGCUUCUAAGGACUAGAACUGGAACCGAAGGAGAAAUCACAAGUUCUUCCACCAAAACAUCUGAUGGUCAGAGAACUGCGACCACCUACUUUGAUACAAAUAGCUUGCACACCAGUCCAGAUCCCAUGUCCUUCAAACCGCUCACAAUUUUCAUUAGGUACCUGGAGGAGACAGCAGCAGAAAUUCAGCAUCUGAAGCCAGGCUCCUCAUCACUUAUGUACAACACACAGAUAAUUGAAGACGCAGCCUUAGCACAUAUGAGGAGAGAAACGUCAUUUGACCUGUCUUCUAUGAACUUUUGAGGCUUGCAAAAAUGACUUGUUUUCAUGAGUGAACUUUUAUUGGCAUUAUCAUAGAUGAACACUGCCUGCAGUUUAAUUUUUUUUUUCCAUCCUCCUGCAGCUGCUGGAACAGUUACAUUUCUGGCUUCUUGUGCUUAAAGUAGUGAAAUGGUAGUGUACAGCCUAAUCUGCCGUGAUCCCUACCUUAUCUUUCGAGUUUAGUCAUGUCCUGUUGUUGCAGUCUACCAUCAUGGAUAUGUUAUUUCCAUUGUUUUGGGAACUGACAACGUAGCAAAGGGCUCACUUAACCUCGUGGAUAUGUGACUAAAUAUGUCUUCCAUUUGUUGCUGCUUCUUCUAAUUGUUAAUUUCUUUGUUAAUAUUUUUUCAUUGAUUUGUCCUUUGCAUUCUAUUCUUGUAUUAAGCUUUGUUACACUUUAUCUGUUAUGCAGAGGUGAAUAUUAAAUAUCACCAACAGA
This is a messenger RNA of Pomacea canaliculata, 3595 nucleotides long. Its product is annotated as protein pigeon-like. Gene Ontology annotation, cellular component: trans-Golgi network. The record is from RefSeq and is a predicted model, not a curated record. The transcript is spliced from 31 exons. NCBI's taxonomy places the organism in Eukaryota, Metazoa, Mollusca, Gastropoda, Architaenioglossa, Ampullariidae. The coding region runs from base 427 to 3138 and encodes 903 amino acids. Gene Ontology annotation, biological process: positive regulation of amyloid-beta formation.